Molecule: messenger RNA, 4468 nt
Organism: Xiphophorus hellerii (green swordtail)
Lineage: Eukaryota; Metazoa; Chordata; Actinopteri; Cyprinodontiformes; Poeciliidae
Gene: c1ql4a
Product: complement component 1, q subcomponent-like 4
Exons: 3
Coding region: 1155-1880 (241 amino acids)
Molecular function (GO): protein binding
Source: RefSeq, a predicted model, not a curated record
AUAAAUCUGACUCGGACUAGAAAGGGGUAAAUCUAGAUGCUGAUAUAAUAGAGCGAGACAGAGACAGGGGAGGGGUGAGGAGGAGAGAUCUAACAGGUGUAGACCAGGACUGCUGCUGGACCAAACGCCUCGAACAGCGAUACAGUGGACGGACACAGCGUGGACGGGAGCGUCAGGCGGCCGUGCGCUCCACACUUGGAAACGCGUCCCCACGGGCAUUUUGUCUGCUUAACUGCCCCAGACGUCACCGGGUUUUUUGGACUUUAUAAUUUGUUUGUGAAGAAAGAAAAAAGAAAAUUGCGCUCUGAUUUGGAAACUGGUGUCACUUACAGGGAAACUCCUGCGCACCGUGGCUCCACAGCUUUUCGUUCUGGCGCUCCAGGGGUCGUUUGGUGAGACAGAUCCAGACAUAGACAGAAGAAGAAUCUACUUCACCACAAUGUGUUGAAUCAAGAAAACCAAAUUAAAUCAUUUCAGAGAGAAAACAGUGAGCUGUCCACAGAUGAUCGUGUCUGGAGAAAUAUCUGGUGACCUUUUUCCGUCUCGGCUAUGGCAUUAAGUAAGACAUCUACAUGAAGCGCUGUGGAAUCUUUUAAGAGAAACCUCAAAGGACAUCUAUAUUUGGAAAAAAAAACAAAACUGGUCAAUUGUUCUUCAUCUGACACAACCAAUCAUUUUGUUGCUUCCCUUUUGUUGAGUGGACUUUCGGGGACAAACUGUUGCUACUGUGAAUCUCCUCAAACAAUCCCGUGUUUUGUAAUAGUGUGGGACAACAAGACAAAUUGUGAGAUUUAUUAGUGAGUCGUCAUAAACCUUAAGAACCUUUUGGGAUUCAUUUGUUAAAAAGAUCUUGAUGUGAGACUACUGGACAUUUUUUUUAACUCUAAUUGGAUCUUCCCAGAUGUAUUUUUUAUUCUUCCUGGCCGUGUGCCAUUAUAGGUUUUCUCUAAUACUUGGCCAACCGAUGCUCUAAUAACCCUGACCUUUAUCCCCCCCUAACAUCUUUUCGCACCUUUUCAUUCCAAACUGGUUUCUGGAGAGAUUUCAUCCUGGCCGGCACUAUUCCAGCCAAGGGGGAGGAGGACUUCCUCACACUGGCAGCUUCUCGGCUCAGUCGCAGGAAACGCGUGAUUGUAGCUGCUGUUGGCGUGGCCAUGGUUCUGAUACUGUUGGUGGCUAUUCCUCUGCUUGUUCACACAACCAAAGGUGGCAGUGCUGGGGCUACAGGGAGCCGAUAUGAAAUGCUUGGAAGCUGCAGGAUGGUGUGUGAUCCGUACGCUACCUCUCAGCCUGGUCAGGAGCUCAUAGCUGUGUCUCCACCCCCACAGGAAUACUCUGGAAAGAAGAUUAGGUCUGGACUUCGAGGGCCUCCUGGGAAUCCGGGUCCUCCCGGGGAGCGCGGACCCCCGGGGGUGCCGGGGAAACCGGGGCCACAGGGACCCCCUGGUCCUGGUCCUGGGGGGUAUUCUCCCUCAAUCUACACCCCUAAAAUCGCCUUUUACGCAGGGCUACGCAAGCAGCACGAGGGCAGUGAAAUACUAAAGUUUGAUGAUGUGGUGACCAAUGUGGGCAACUACUAUGAGCCCAGCACCGGCAAGUUCACCUGCCCUCUGCCUGGCAUCUAUUUUUUCACCUACCAUGUACUAAUGAGAGGUGGUGAUGGGACUAGCAUGUGGGCAGACCUGAAGAAGAAUGGACUGGUAAGAGCAAGCGCCAUCGCUCAAGACGCGGACCAGAAUUACGACUACGCCUCGAACAGCGUGAUCCUGCAUCUGGACGUCGGGGAUGAGAUUUGCGUGCAGCUGGACGGAGGGAAAGUUCACGGAGGAAACCAGAACAAGUACAGCACCUUCUCUGGCUUCCUUAUCUACCCAGACUGAAGCUAAAUUUACAUUCAGAGGAAGAAAAAAAAAAAACAGAACCAUAGAAGAGGUUGACAAGGACAUGUACAGUAUGGAUGCAAAUAAAUGCACAUACAACAAUAACCACACACAUGCAUGUAAGCCAGCACACAUGCACACACCUACAUUGACGUGUUGUGAGAUUACAAUGGAUUGCAACGCGACAAAUCUGAUAGAGUGACAAUUAAAUCCAGUGGUGAGAUACUGAGCCAAUGAUAAUCAGCAACAGCAUUUAUUGGAACACUUUUUGUGCAAAUAUAGAUAUCAGGAUAUACAGGACAACUUAAAAUAACUAUUUAACACCGAGGCUCAGAAAUAUCUAAAGUAUUUUAAUGUAAUCUAUAUUAACGUACAUGGUGAGAAUGAUGAUACAAUAAACACCAUAAGUUGGAUAGUUGAAAUGCAAUAAUGGUGUUGAUAAAAUGAAACUUUGAGGUGAAUGCAUAUUUAAUAAUCCCUGAUUUCAAUAAUUUCUGAUUUUAUGGUCGGCAUCUGCUUAGGAGCACAUCACAGCAAAGCAUACCCAGAAUGACUUACACUUCUGUUGUAAUAAAUUAGAUCCUUUUGAGAUUGGAUCUGAGAUGAGACAAAACUGAUAGAAAAAUGUUGUCAUAAUCAUACAUGUAGCAACAAACAGUGUCCUUCACAUUUGCCUCCACUGCUGGUAAAGAUGUACAAAACACUUCAAAAAUAAAUUCAUUUUUACCGCAGAAGCAAUACAUUCAUACUGAAAUUGUUUUGAAAAAAUCUAACCAUCAAUUUGAUUAAAUUUAUUUAGUGGGUAAAAAAAUCCUUCUUCAUUUGAAAAUCACUAGAGCUACAAUUUCUAUAAAUUAAAUGUUUAUGAAGUAUUUAUUUAAUGUGUAUUUUACAUUUAAAUUUCUCAAAGUGCAAAGGAUCUUCAAUUGGUAAUCCAUAAACAUUCUUGUUUCCCCAAGUAUAUAACCAUAACUCAUUGCAUACCUUUUUCUCUUAGGGAUUCCUCCAAGCAGGAAAGAAAAGAAAACAUCUUCAUAAAUCUGAAAAUUCAAGAAAUGGCUUCUACUCAGUUGCCAAAAUAAUUAACGGUUUAAGACAACUGAGACUGGAACAAAGAAGGCUCUCUGAAAUUAUGCUUUUGCAAUAAAGUCAAAUAUAAUAACAUUUUAUAUCAUUUAAAUCAUGUAUUUGCAUACAGCAGUGUGUUAAAAGACACAUAGCUCUAUUUUUCCUAGUGUCUAAAUCAGACUAAGCUAUUCGUGUUUUAGGUCAGUUAGGAUUACCACAAUAAUGUCUAUUUAAUGAAUGUCAUAAUGAUUAGAGAAAUGAUUUUCAGAGGAUUCAUUAUCACUUCCUUCUAUUUCAGAAGUUUAUAGUAAAAUUACUAUGCAUGUAAACACUUUAAGAACGUUGAAAAGGUUAUUGUUCCGAAAGCAUCAACAAGGCUAAUUGGAAACCUCUAGUUGAAAUGCGAGCAAACCUGUGGAUUUAUUUUUGAAACACUACCUCUGUGACAUAUAGGGGAAAAAACUCAAAACAUAUCUCCCAAGAUAUUUGGAAAAUAUUUACGUACCUCCACAGGUGAGUUAUACGCAUGUAUAAACAAUGUGCAAAUAUCGAGUCAAGAUACAGUUAAAAAAGGAGACGGAUUAUGUGUAAAAUGAGCCUGUUACUCAUAAAGGCAGAAAAGCCCUUCAGAAAAGAAGAAGUCAUAAAUCCAAAAUCAAUGUAAACAGCUAUUAGAUUUCUGUUUGUCUACAUAUUGGGUCAAAGGGCUCAAUAUUUUUAGACCUGUGUCCUGUGGUCUGAUGAAAUAAAAACAAAUAUUGCAUUAUGCUUUUGGCAAUACUUUGGACAAAGAUUUUGUUCAUAAAGAGAACAUCAUAUGGGGGUUUAGCAUCACAUUGUGUUUUACGACAGGAGGAACUCAAUAUAAAAUUGAUACAAUAUUAGGUAAAAAAAUAUUGAAACGGUGUCUCAAGACAUUUAAGUCUGAAUCCAAACAGGUAUCUUAAAAUGUACUAUAAUCCUGUGCAAAUCACCAAAGUAAUUAUGAAGUGGCCAUCACGAAGCAUUUAUCUUAGACACACAGAAGAUUUGUGUACAAAGCUGAAAAGGUGUUGGAGGGCCUUCAAACCAGACUCUGUCAGGAUGAAAGUGCCAAACUUCUGAAUUUCAAGAAAGUGAAAAAAAAUCUUAACUGUACUUGGGUUUUUAUCAAAUCAAUAUAAAUGUGUUAAUCCUAUCUGAGCUAAAACAUGAUUUAUUUUUUUUGCUAUAGCUACAUCUUUAUCAGGAGUCUCAAAAACUUUAGAGUGGCACCAAAAAGGAAAACCCCAAGAACAUAUCAUGUAUUGUGUAAAUAUCUUUUUUUUUUAAUUAUUUGCUGAGUACAUUAUGUGAGUGAGAGUAUUUGUAUGAGUGAAUAAAAGUCACAUGUGCAGUGUUUUAAAUAGUGUAUCAGGCAUUACAGAUAUUUGCAAUGACUGUUUUACUUUCAUUACAUGUAAACACACCAACUUUGGGAUGGGCAGUCUGGAUUUAGAAGGUUGAGUGACCAAUUGCUAUUAAAACACCCGUACCAACUC